Messenger RNA from Medicago truncatula (barrel medic), 1707 nucleotides. RefSeq lists its product as uncharacterized. Bases 537 to 1418 code for a protein of 293 amino acids. The transcript has 8 exons. The record is from RefSeq and is a predicted model, not a curated record. NCBI's taxonomy places the organism in Eukaryota, Viridiplantae, Streptophyta, Magnoliopsida, Fabales, Fabaceae.
UGUAUAAAAACAUGUCUUCACAGAAAAACAGAGCAUUUCAUUUCAUUCUAUCACAAGAACAAAAGAGAACGACGAAGAACAACAACAGCAACAAAUUUUCUAUGUCCUUUCACCAUUCUCUUUGCCAAACCAAACAUCAUCGUUUAAGAUCUUAAUUUUCAUUACUGAAUGGUUAACGCUAAGGAUCUACUAAUUUCUUUAACAUAAUUAAGGUAUUCAAUUGUUAAUUGUUAAUCAUCAAGUUAAUUCUGUUCAGAAGAGUGCAUUUUUUGGUUCAUUUUGUUGUAUUUUGAAGAUAAGCACUUAUAUGCAGAAAUUCGAAAUUCUGGAUUCUCUGAUGAAAAAGUUGUAGAUCGAAGCUUUGAAAUGUCAUUGUUAGUUAGAUUUUAGUGAAUACGAUCGAUAGUUCUGAAGAAGUUCUGGAUUUCUAUCUUCAUCUUCAUCAUCUUGGCAGGGACUUGAAAGAAAAUCUCAUUUUCUUCUGGUUGGUGAUGUGCCAGAAGAAUUUGAUUAUUCACUAAUUGGAGGAGGGAGUGAUGGAUAAGGAAUCACAUAACAACCAUGACAGCAGCAACAACAUUGCUAGCUUAAGAGAUGAUAAUAGAGACAAAAAUGAAGGAGGGGAUGGGUCUAGUUCCUUGUUAUUGAGGGCUAGCUCAGAUGGAUUCAGACAAUCAUCCACGUCAGAUUUGGUGUUACAAUGGGGGAACAGGAAGCGAUUAAGGUGCAUGAAGGUACAAGUUAAACAAGAUUCUUUAAACCCGGUUCAAAGGACAACGGUUCGAGUGGACCGGAGGGUUAUUAGAACCGAGAAAGAUACUUCAAACCGGUUUGGAACAUCCCACACUGAUAAUAACAUUGUGAAUGGUCAUAGUCAUAAUAAUCAAAAUCAGAGUAACGGGUAUCCUAGUCUUCGUCAACGUGCCCCUUCUCCACAGCAACCUCCUCCAAGGAUUCUCAGGAACACAGAAGGUUCAGGUGCUAUGAGAGGAACACAAACCAACGGACCAGAGAGGGGUGGGCAUGAAAAAAGAGGGACCCACACCCAUCACAAUGAACACAAUAACAACAAUAACAAAUCUGCAGCUUCAUCUGAUAACGCUUUGGAUGGGAAGAAAGGUGGAGGGUCAUCUUCUGGUAGUGGUGAUGCUACCCCUGCGGUGUGGCCACCAAAGUUUGUGAUUGCCUUGACUAACAAGGAGAAAGAAGAAGAUUUUAUGGCUAUUAAGGGUUCUAAGCUGCCUCAAAGACCUAAGAAGAGAGCCAAAUUGAUACAACGUACCCUCAAUCUUGUAAGUCCAGGUACAUGGCUAUCCGAUCUUACCUUGGAACGAUAUGAAGUUAGGGAGAAGAAAAUAACCAAAAAGAGACCAAGAGGCUUAAAAGCAAUGGGUAACAUGGACUCAGACUCUGAAUAGAAGAUGCAAGGAAAUGAGGAAAUGGUAUAAUAGCAAAGGAAUAGACCAAAAAAACUCUUGCUUUAUGCUGUGGCUAUUGAUGUGAGAAAUGUUGGGUUAGUGUAAAGUAAAAUCGAAUAUAAAUUAACUUGGUUUUGAUCCUGUUUUUCUCACAGCCAUGUUCAUUUUUGUUCUCCAAAACGUCUAUGCAUAAUUGUGAAUGAUAAGGAACCAAUUUUCAGCUGAAGGAUAAGCUUCAAGCUUUGGAUGUCAAAUUUACAUCUCAAUAAAAUUGCUAGAAUGUUAAAAA